CGGGCUGCGCGGGAGCCCCGACCCGGCGGGUCCCGAUCCCGGUGCCGCUCCCGGUGCCGCUCCCGGUGCCGCUCCGGGCCAUGUCCGAGGCGUAUUUCCCGGUGGGCCCCGGGCUGGGGCUAGAGGAGAAUUUCCUAUCGCUGGACGACAUCCUGAUGUCGCAGGAGAAGCUGCCGGGGCGCGCCGAGAGCGCUCUGCCGCGCCUGGCCCUGGCGCUGGGGCAGGGGGCCGGCGGCGCCGAGUCCCUCCCGGAGGGAUCGAAGCUGGAAAUCCCACUGUGGCUUGCUAAAGGGCUGCAUGACAGCAAAAGGAGAAUCAUUUCGGUGGAACUGCCAAAGAUCUACAAGGAAGCCUGGAGGACAGUGUUCAGUGCUGAUGCCAAUGUGGUUGAUCUGCAUAAAAUGGGGCCCUACUACUAUGGAUUUGGCUCACAGCUCCUGAAUUUUGACAAUCCGGAGAAUCCUGAGAUAGCUCAGAGUAUCCUGCAGACGUUCAUCAGCCGUUUCCGUCGCAUCAUGGACUCCUCUCAGAACGCCUACAACGAGGACACCUCGGCGCUGGUGGCCCGGCUGGAUGAGCUGGAACGAGCUUUGUUUCAGGUUGGCCAGAAAGGGCUGAAUGAUUUCCAGUGCUGGGAAAAGGGACAGGCUUCUCAAAUCACAGCUUCCAGUCUGGUCCAGAACUAUGGGAAGAGAAAGUUCACGGAAGUGGAUGGUUAAAAGCCUGAAGAACACGAAGCUACAGUGGGUGACACGGAGAGAUUUAUCUGCAGCCUGUCACAGAAAAGUGAAUCAAUUUGGGGAGGGGCAGGCUCCCUGUCCAUUAAUGGAAAUUCUCUGUAACAUCUUUGGAUUGGACUAG
Messenger RNA from Pseudopipra pipra, 861 nucleotides. It is a transcript of the gene GINS3, whose product is annotated as GINS complex subunit 3. Gene Ontology annotation, cellular component: GINS complex. Lineage: Eukaryota; Metazoa; Chordata; Aves; Passeriformes; Pipridae. Gene Ontology annotation, biological process: mitotic DNA replication initiation. The transcript is spliced from 3 exons. The coding region runs from base 81 to 719 and encodes 212 amino acids. The record is from RefSeq and is a predicted model, not a curated record.